UAGUGUAGAAUUGAGGACAGACCCCCUUUUUGAGUACCUACCGUUUAUCCCGUAACCAUGGUGUAUUGUGUGCUUGAUCAACCAAUGGAUGGCACUGAUCACUAGACGAACGUCUUACAAAAUCAAUACAUACAACGAUUUUAAUAGAGAAAGUCCUUCAUGCAUGACUGUCUUAGCUUUUGUGUAGUAGAUCUUUUAGCCAAACUCGUGAGUGAGUAUAUUGCAGCAGUGAUUUCAUGGCUUCAUCUACUCAACGCGCUGUUCAUGUUUUUUAUGUGCCAGUCGCGAGGGUACUAUGGUUCUUAUUGCCUGUAUGUGGGCUGUAUACGGUGUGAUUGCUAAGUGCUUAAUUACUACACGAAUGUAACCGAUUGAUACUAACCUGAGGAAUCGAAUAACGUGUUUACGAGGCGACUGCCAACAUCACAUUGAGAACACCGUGUGUUUCCUGAUAAGUUUUGCAUCAAAGAACUACAGCUAUAUAUGGUUUAUGUCUGUUUGACUGUAUCAACAUCUCUAGGAUUUCCUCGCUAUUUGGAUUGUCUGAACAUUCUACAUAUGGAUUUGUGGUUGUGUAAUAAUCAGUGAGCUUUAUAACUUUUAAAUACCCAUCUCAUACUAUUCGGAAGAACGUAUCUAAUUUUGUUUUUCAAUAUAACGGCUAAUUCGAUUUGGAACGCUGUCAACACUGCACAGUAUAAUGCUGCAUGUGUUUAUUUCAGGAUCAUCCAUGUGGCUUUACUGUAACAUAACACUUAUUUUAUUUCAAAGAUGCGAUUAAUUUUCCUUAUGUCUACCCAUUUCGACUGUUAGCAGUUAAUAUCAUUAUCGACGAUAGUGGUAACUCUACGAAUAACAUUCACACACAGAUGGGAUAACGUUUCAUCAGCAAAGAUACUGUGAGCCAAUAAAUUGCUGUAAUUUCGGAAAUAUUUUUGACGAUUGACUCCAUGGACAUUGAGAGCUUAUAGCCAUGCCAAGGAUCAGGAAUAUACUACGCCGUCAUCCAUGUACUAUACUCUACCAUGUUACACUCCUUGUGCUUGUAUUUACUUUUUUGUCUAACUAUGGUGACAUUUGGAGAAUUAAGAAGUGCCAAUUACUAAAUGAAAGGAGAGAUGUUUACAUGAAAGGGGACAAAGUCGAAAUCGACCCAUCCAUGCCGCUUACCGGAGUGGAUAAUGAGUCUUUGGACGAAUCGAACUCUGAGAUAGGUGUAUCUGAUAUAGGUAGGGAGACUGGAGCAGAAGAGCGUAUGCGAAGCAACGCCAGCACUUCCAUCAGGGAAAAUUUAGAGCUUUUGGACGAAGGCGGAUUCCCUCAAAAUGCAUCAGGGAUCGUCACGGAUCGAGGCGAUCAUCGAAAACAGCCAGAUAACUAUCUUCCCGACUCAGGAUUCCGGAAAGUUCCAGUGUUGCCCCGUGCCAGGGUCGUUGCAGGAGGACCGGGAAUUCACCUCCAGAGGGAGCCCUAUGAAGCUGUCAAUCAUCACUUCGGGAAAGAAGUAGAGGGUGUAAUGACGAAGAGAUCGAAUGUCCUCAUAAUUGCCGCAAUGAGAACAGGGUCAUCCUUUCUGGGGGAACUCUUUCAGCAGCGAAGCGACUUCUUCUACAUGUUUGAACCAGGCAUGCAGAUAAUGCACAAACUCGAUUCUUUACACCUCACCCGUCGUGUUAUCUACACGAAACUCAUCGAAAUGCUUCAUGACUUCUACCGCUGUAAAUUCGAUGCUGUUCCUUUCUUUGUAGAAGCGUUAAAUAAAACGACACUAUUUGCUCGAGAGCAAAUGAUUCCCGCUCUUGGUUCAUCGCAGUUCUGUCGCCAUCGUAAACCAGGAGAACGUCCAAGAGAUGCGUGCAUCGACGUGAGUGAGAAGGUUCUGGAGACCGCAUGUAGCACGAGGGGCCACACUGCCGUCAAAUCUAUCCGAGUACUCGACUUAAACCUGAUGAUAUCCGCAGUCAAAGACCCUGUUCUGGACCUCAAACUGAUUCACCUGAUACGUGACCCUAGGAGUAUGAUAUUAUCGCGUUUAAAACUCGCUUCUCCGGAAAUCAAAGUCUUCAAUGUGACUGAGCUCUCCGAUACCUUUCGCAACGUUCUCUUGAAAUAUUGUUCCAACUGGCUUCAGAACUACGAGAUUGGACACUAUGUUCCUUCGAUAAGGAAGAACUACUUGAUGGUGCGCUACGAGGAUCUCGCUUUAGAGCCGUACGUCUACGCGAAGAGAAUCUACGAAUUCGUGGGUCUCGGUGCGGAAAUUCCGCCUACUGUUCUGACGUGGCUAAACAUGAACACCAACGGCAAUGAUCCAAGCCAGAAGAAGGCCGCCGCCUUUUCGACCAAAAGAGACUCGAAAGAGGUCCUGGUAAGCUGGAAGUCCAGACUCACCUUAGAGAUGGCAAAUGCCAUCGAAGGAGUUGGAGACUGUACCCGGCUUAUGAAAGCAACUGGAUAUAAACUUAUUGGGGAGGAUUAUGAGAUGCUCGGUAACUCCGAUCACCUUGUUGAUACAUUCCCAGUACCUGAGCUUGAUAUUACAGCGUUUGACUUUAUGUAAAAGAAAAUGUUUUAUUGAAUGUACUGAAGGGCUAACGUCAUAUUCGCUCGUCGUCAAGGUUACCGGUUCUAAACAAUGGAGCCUGCGCUUUAUUAUUAUUAUUAUUAUUAUUAUUAUUAUUAUUAUUAUUAUUAUUAUUAUUAUUAUUAUUACUAAGCCACCCUUUUCCAUGAUUUAAAUAGAAGUAUGACAAUACUCACAUUAAUAUGGUUUUUUGUUAUUCAUAAUAUUCUUUUCUGGCAGUACUAUCCUAGUGUUAUUUUUUAUAUAUUUAUCUUGAUCCUGUUAUUUCUUGUUUUAAAUAUGUAAUUUGAUGUACCUCUGUCUUUUUUAAAGAUCAAAUUUGAUAUGUUUAUUUAAUGUAUUUACAUUGUUUCACGCGGCCCCAAUCGGUCUUGCAACUGUUUUAUUUUAACCGUGUAUAAAUAAAGAUAUCAAUUCUAUAUUAGUCCCCUUUACAAUGUUUACUCUGGAACUAAACCCUCUCAUUGUUUGCUUCAUAUUUCAUGUAUAUUCAAAAUCUCUUAGAGUGAAAUAUCUUUAUUUUGUAAUCAUGUUGAGGAUACUUAAUAGAGAUGUGUUUUUUUAAAUAUUUAUUUACAAUGUUUAUAUUGUUAAGCUGCCAUGCAUGUGAUUUUCCGGCGGGAAAAGAAACAUUGUUUGGAUCAUAAGAUAAAUAAUGGUUAAGGGAGGUACUCCUAAAGCUUGUUUUGAAGAAAUUAGACAAAAGUACAUGAUAUAGCCUACAUAUGUGUUUUUUUUUAAUUGCCGCUCACGGUAUAUGUUAAGCAACUGUCAUAAUGUUUAAUUGCGUUCAAUAUAUAAGUCUUCUUCUUCUUAUAACACAAACGUAUUCAUUUGCAGCUUAUGUUUUCAUAACAUAAGCAUAUUGCUAGUAUUCAAUUUUAUUUCACGGCAUUAAGCGGGUUUCAGUCUUAAUUUUUAAUCAUUUCUUGCAAUAUUUUGAAUAUGAAGCCAUAUAAAAAGCCAUCUUUUUUAUAGGACAUUUUUUCCUUUAAUAAUAUUCUCAAUUACAUUAAAACAAAUAUUUAGUCUCUUAAAUUCUCUGCCUGUCUCUCUGCGUUAGAAUUAACAAUUUUACGUUAUUAUCUUUGUGUGUGUUUUGUACCCCAUGACAAUCAGCAAAUAAUAUUGUUCCGAUAUGCAUUACUAAAUUGUGUGUUUGUGCAAUGUA
Molecule: messenger RNA, 3755 nt
Organism: Strongylocentrotus purpuratus (purple sea urchin)
Lineage: Eukaryota; Metazoa; Echinodermata; Echinoidea; Camarodonta; Strongylocentrotidae
Product: carbohydrate sulfotransferase 1
Exons: 1
Coding region: 974-2560 (528 amino acids)
Biological process (GO): N-acetylglucosamine metabolic process; sulfur compound metabolic process
Molecular function (GO): N-acetylglucosamine 6-O-sulfotransferase activity
Source: RefSeq, a predicted model, not a curated record